UGAAGUAUGGUUAUUACAUGAAUUAUUAAAUUUUAUGAGCAGUCGUUUUUCGUUUGGUGACGGUACACUUAUAAGGUAAAGGGGAGAGUGUCUGUGUGUUUAUUGGCUCGUACUUGACGUAAGACUAUUUCAAAUUGUAAAUAUUAAAUCAACGACUUGAAUGAAAUCGUAGAGAACCGAGAUAUAUAUUUGGUAAACUUAUAUAUAACUUCAUAUUACCAAGAAUGUUUCUUUUCUGCAAGACUUUAAAAGUAAAGUAUGAAUAUAUCAGUUGGUUUGCAUUCUUACAAUGAGAUAUUAUAACUAUAUUCUGAGUUCAAGCUGAAAAUUAUUUUGAAUUGAAAUGCCGUCAGCGCAAGAAGAUGCCGAAAAAUUAGAGUAUGCGGCAAGAUUGUCCGGAUUAUUGCUCAAUGAAGGUACCGAUGUAAUGAGAUGGUUUCUCAUGGAUAAUCUACCUAGACGAAUUGACGAAAAGCCGGACCUCGCUCAGUUACUUGCAGUAAAUCGAAAAUCCUUCCAAUCUUUGCUACAAAAUGUUGAUGAAAACAUCGACGAACUCUACUUUGGACACGAAAUGUUUGACAUGCUAUACCCUUCUUACGACAUGCAAAUUGAUGAAGAAAAUUUGGAAAUUUCGCUCAUAUUUAUCCUCAUAAGAUUUCUUUGCAAAAUCAAGCAUGCUACGUGGAAAUGGUGGGAUGAGGAGCCCCAAGUCCACCAAACAGCACCACUAUUCGACAUCAUUAGAUUAUUUAGAUUUAAAGUUCGAAUGCAAAACAUAGUCCACAAAUACGAAAUAAACAAGGAAUCCUUUGAUGCUUCCUUGGCCUACGCCACGAAGAUCAUAGAAAGGCUGCGCGGAUUCAAAAUGUCUGCCAGGAGAUGGAAACAUGACGUUAUUACUUACGAAGAAAAUGAAUCUGUUACCAAAAAACGAAAAACGUUAGACCUCGUUGCAGUUAUGAGGUGGCAAACCCUACCAAUGGAACAACGAAACGCAACAUAUUUGGUUAUGAAGAGAAAUUUUAAUGAUAAAAUAUCUAAAUUUCAAGACACUGGAGAUGCAUGGAAGGAUUUCAUUUCAUGUUUUGGUCAAAUGAAAAACUUGGAUGUAAGUAGAAUAAACGACAUAGAACAGUGUGGUGAGGAUGAAAGAGUACUCACGCACAAAGCAAAUGAUGUUAGCCACCGUGAUUAUCAAAAGAUUUCCGAAACUCCAGCAAAGAUUCUUCAUUGGCAUUUGGUUCAUGAUAAACAAUGGAAAAAAAUGAUAAAUGGUGAUCACAGUCAUCAGAUUGACGGAAUUUCGUUGUCAGGCAUAAACGAAACUGAUAAAAACAAGAAUAAAACAAAAUUAACAACGACAGAGAAAAGCAUUUAUUCGUCUAUUGAUGACAGAAUUUACAUUCCAGACUUAAAACCAGAAUCUACUUUUACAACCUCACUGAGGGAGGGCUGGAAGAGAAAGGUCAUAAACAGUUUCAAAUACAUUCUAUCAUUUCCUUGGAAAGAACGCUGUAAAAGAAAAAUGGACAAUGUUCGAAUUCGAGUUCGUCUUGGUGAUUCGAGAAAGCAUGAAACAUUAAACAAUUGGACGAACAUGUUCCCAAACAGUAAUGAAGAUCCAGUUCGCAUUUUGCUGCGCGGAAUUCGUUCUUAUGGAAAAUCGACCACUCUGCACAAAAUAGCUUAUGAAUGUGCAACAAGAAACUGUCCAAGGCUUCAAAACUAUGACUUGAUAUUUUACAUCGAUUUAGCAAAAAUACAACUUGAAAAACCGUAUACAAGAAUAUCGGAUUGCAUUAAGGUUUUAUGUUUGGAUGAUGAAGGGUCCGAACUGCACGUGGACGACAUUGAAAACCUUUUCAAUGCACGUAACGGGCGAGGCGUAUUGUUUCUCAUGGACAAUGCCGACUGUUUAAAAAUGUGUGACGAAACAUCGGAAAUAAUUGACGUCAUAAAAGGAAAUCAAUGGUCGGAAUGUGGUAUUGUUCUCACAGCGACAGAUUAUGCUUACAAGAGUGAUGACACUUUUCCAGGAUGCAUCUCGGAGUCACGAGUGUCGUGGCAAAUAUUUCACGUCGUUGGUUUUACUAGCAAUGACGUAGUUGAAGAAUCUGGUAGAUUGUUCAAAAGCAGAAAAACAAACACGGGAGCUAUCUCUGCAGCUAGACAUGUUACUAAUUUAAUAAGAAUCAACCAACGAGAUAUUUAUGAUGGAGAAGGAUCGAGUCCAUUGUUGGUUUCCAUUUUGUUAGAAGGUUGGAUGUCUUUAUCAGAAUAUUUGGGUGAAAGGCAAACAAUAUGGAUGCCAGAGACAACUUCAAAAAUAAUGGAGAAUUUGUUUUCAAGAUAUUUCUCCUCUUAUCGAACAGACCAACUGACUGAAUUCGAAACCGAAGUUCGAGAGGAAACGUUAUUAAACGAGACCUCCUAUUUCACAGUACAUUAUCCCCAGGAUCAACAAGUAAAUUCGCUUCUGAGAUCUGGAAUUUUAUUAGUGGCAGAAGAAAAGGAAAAUAAAUCAACAGUAUUUUUUUCUCACAAAAUACUCCAAGAUUACUUUUCAGCAAGGGUAUUCUGUGAUUCGCUUCCAAUUUCUGAGAUAACGAAAUAUGCGAAUAAAAUUUCGGAUGUAAUUCGAUUACGCAAUUUUCUGCUAUUCUGUUGCGAAAUACUACCCGAGGCUGCGGAAAGUAUACUUGAAACUUUGUGUGAAUUAGCUGUUUCAACUAAAAAACGAAUCGACCAGGACAAUUUUAUACUAAAUCUGUGUAUGCAAUGCGUAUAUGUAUCUUCAAUUUCGUACCAGAGCAGUGGCUAUCGGAGUUUAACUUCGUCAUUCGAGAAUCAAAAUGAUAUAGAAAAUAACAAUGAAGUGGAUACCUAUUUCAAAGAAGAUUACGAAAAUUCAGAUUUAAUUACUGCUAGUUUAAAGAUUCUGGACCCUCAUAAACUGACAUCAAGAACUAAGCAAUCAAUACUGAAGUUCACAAGUACAUGUAGACCUCCUCUAACGCGAUCCGGCACUGUAUUUCCGCUUUUAACUGGUGUUACAAAUAUUCGAACAACAUCGUUCAUCAAGCGUUUGCACAUUUCGGGCAUCAAAACUAAUCAAGUGAUCUUCGUAUCUGCGGUCCUUCGCAACUUGCCAUUUUUAUAUGACAUCACUUUGACGGGCAUCGAAGCAAUCACCGAAAACGAUUUCAGGACUAUUUGCUCUGGUCUGCAAUCUAUAUCUCAAAACAUGCUAUCACCUCUCCAUUCACUAACCUUUAUUUUCAAAUGUGCAACUCAUUUUGAUCGCAUUCAGGUGCCAACAUAUGAAGCACUUCGGCCAGUUCUUGAAAACUUUCAAUUUUUGGAAUCGUUCAACAUUGAGCCACUCUCAUAUCAACAUUUUUUAUCUUUUUAUCCCAAUACCAAAUGUCUAAUUCCAAUCAAAAAUAUCAACUUGUGUGGAUCAAACAUAACGGAAAAUCGAUGCCAUAUCUUCUCUCAGCACCUUGCACGAUCACCGUUCUUAGACAGCCUGAAUCUUUCUCAUAAUCCUAUUUAUGGAGGAUUGAAAUAUUUUCAGGAACCCUUCAACGAAUUUCGAUGCCUGCAGGAGCUUCAACUCGGACAAUGCUGCCUCUCUCCAACUAGCCUCGCGGCUCUCACCGUCUGCGUGAAGUCAUCUCGUCUGGAACGAACUCUGACCUCAUUAAAUCUACGAGCUAAUCAUAUUGAUCACCAGGUGUCUCUGUUGUCUUUUGCGGAAUCAUUAGGUCAUCUGAAGGCGUUGCAGAAACUUGAUUUGAGUCAAAAUUUUCUUCGUAAUCGAGUUGUGUGUGUAUUUUCCUCACAUUUACGUAACUUGCGUAGGUUGCGAGAUCUACGGCUUGACUACGUCGAAAUGGGAGAGGCUGGAUUCUCCGCUUUACGAUGUAAUAUCUCAUAUUUAUUACAACUGGAAGUCCUGAGCGUUGGGGAAAAUUUAUUGGGCUGCGAUGCGUUGAACUACAUUGCUGAUUUGCAAGGUACCAAUGUCAGAGAAACUUUGAUUGAACUCAACCUUUCCGGUAUAAGUUGCGAAGUUUCAUCAACGUUAACUGGAAAAGAAAUAAGAAAAGUUGUUGAGUCAUUGAAGCAAUUUCAAAAGUUGAAAGUACUUGAUCUGAGAAAUACAGAAAUCAAAUAUUCGGAUGCCAUAACAAUUUUAAGAGCAGCUGAAGAUCACAAGACCCUAAAUGAAGUCAGAUUGAGCGACAAACUCACACUUCUGAAUGAUGUUGAACGCAAAACAUGGAGUUGUUUAAAAAUUGUUUGAGAACGAUUUCUUUCUUAAUCCUUCAUUUACAAUCAAAAUUGUUUUUAUUAUUCUUAUUUUUUAUUAAUUUUUUGUAUAACAUGUCUUGCAUUAAUUAAAUAGUUUUUCUAGGAAAGCAUGCACUGAUUGCAUUAACUUUACCGCCAUCUAAGACAUAUUUUGU
Molecule: messenger RNA, 4475 nt
Organism: Styela clava
Lineage: Eukaryota; Metazoa; Chordata; Ascidiacea; Stolidobranchia; Styelidae
Source: RefSeq, a predicted model, not a curated record